Molecule: messenger RNA, 1132 nt
Organism: Danaus plexippus (monarch butterfly)
Lineage: Eukaryota; Metazoa; Arthropoda; Insecta; Lepidoptera; Nymphalidae
Gene: MHF1
Product: centromere protein S-like
Exons: 4
Coding region: 582-1043 (153 amino acids)
Biological process (GO): replication fork processing; resolution of meiotic recombination intermediates
Cellular component (GO): FANCM-MHF complex; Fanconi anaemia nuclear complex
Molecular function (GO): protein heterodimerization activity; chromatin binding
Source: RefSeq, a predicted model, not a curated record
UAUAUUCUAUGGAUAAUAAUUAUUGUUCAACUUGACAAAACAGAAAUAUUAGAUAUAUAUAAAUAAUUAACAAUCUCUUUGGAGUGAAGAGUGGUUGACGCGUAAAGGGAAUCUGUGAUAAUUAUGAUUUAAUAGAUAGAUCUUAUAUCAUUUAAUUUAGUAAUGUGCUAAGAAUUGUUUAAAACUAAUUUACAAAGUAUUAUAACGUAUUGUUUUAUUCAAGGUUUGAUAAUAAUUGAAUAAAGAAAAAGAAUAAGGAUUUCGGUUAAAAGUAUUGGAUUGGAUUAUAUAACCGAAAGUUAAAUAUCAAAUAAUAGUUUGGUCUUUAAAUACAAAUUAUAUUGCUGUCUUAAUAUUAUAAAACAAAAUACACGUUCACGGUAAACCACCAACGGCUAACGUUUACUUGACUUAACCAUAGACAAAUAGCUUUUCGUAUAAGUAUACUGUAAUCUGUAUAGCCAUACUGUUUAUAUAAUAAAAAUACUGGGUGUAUUCAUAUCUUCAAAACUUAGGUUAUGUUUUGUUAUUUUGUUGUUAUGAUCACAAACCUGUUGUUAACGCGUUUGUUUAUUUGUUGAAUGCUUUAUAAUUUGUGUCAAAGCUUAAAAAGGUCAUGUAAAAUGACUACAUAUGAAGAAUUAACGGCCGAUAAGAAAGUAAGAGUCGCGCUUCACAGAGACGUCAACAAGAUAUGUACAGACACAUGCCACUACAACGGUUUCUCUAUAAACUCAGGACCAAUGGCCAUAGUAGCAGGACUUGUUUAUAAGAAAUUGAUAACAUAUGGAUUAGAUUUGGAGGCGUUUGCUAAACACGCAUCACGCUCCACAAUAACCACAGACGAUGUUAAACUUCUAGUGAGACGGAACCCAUCACUGCUGAAACUCGUCCGUUCGAAAUCCAAAAUCGCCCAAGUACAGAAGCGACGAAUUUCAACGCCGAAUUCGAAAUUGGAAUCUAAACAAAAGAAGCCAAAAGUAAAUCAAAUGGAAAUAGAAAGAAAUUAUAAUCCGAGCUUACCUUCGACGUCUAACGGCUGAAAUAAUUCACGUAGUGCUUAAGUGUUAUUAUUACUUGUCUUAAAAUAUGUUUGAUAUAAUCUGAAUAAAAUAUUUUUUAUUUUUGUCUA